Molecule: messenger RNA, 3555 nt
Organism: Protopterus annectens (West African lungfish)
Lineage: Eukaryota; Metazoa; Chordata; Ceratodontiformes; Protopteridae
Gene: SERPINE1
Product: serpin family E member 1
Exons: 9
Coding region: 213-1403 (396 amino acids)
Biological process (GO): negative regulation of plasminogen activation; negative regulation of vascular wound healing; negative regulation of endopeptidase activity
Molecular function (GO): serine-type endopeptidase inhibitor activity
Source: RefSeq, a predicted model, not a curated record
AUCAGUGAAUUAAACAGCAUAAGGGAAACAGUAUCAUAUUGCACAGACAAAAUCUGAGCAAGUGGAAAGCUGGGACCAGAGAAGCAACUUACACAAGGACAACAGUGUCUAAGGACCAGAGAAGCAACUUACGAGGGGAGCAGCAUCUGCAUUUUGAAACAUUAAGAACAAGAAACGUUUCUGUGGUUCCAGGACAUCAGAACUAGAAGACAAUGGAAAGACCCAUAUGUGUUCUUGCUGCCCUCACUUUACUUGGGAUCCUGAGGUUUGCAGCUGCAUCUACUAAUGUGGAAGAGCUCUCCACAGAUUUUGGAAUCCGUGUCUUUAAUGAAAUUGUCAAGUCCCACAGGGAUCGAAAUGUGGCCUUCUCCCCUUAUGGAGUGGCAUCUAUUAUGGCAAGGCUCCAAUUAGGAGCGGCUGGAGACACAUUGGCACAGAUUAAAGAAGCUAUGAAUUAUGAUGUGGAAGAGAGGGGAGUGGCUUCAUCACUGCUCAACCUAAAGAAGAGCAUCUUAGCGCACUGGAAUAAGGAUGUCGUCAAAACUGCUGACUCCAUGUUUGUGCAACGGGACAUGGAACUUGUGAGGGGAUUUUACAAGCAGUACUACAAGACAUUCCGUGACACCAUAAAGCAAGUGAACUUCACCAAUCUGCACCAGGCAACGUACAUCAUCAACCAGUGGGUGAAGAGCCACACUGAAGGUAUGAUCCCCAAAUUUUUAAGUGAUGAUGCUUUGGGUCAACUAACUCGUAUGGUUUUGGUAAAUGCCAUCUACUUCAAGGGACUCUGGAAGCUACCUUUCCCAGAACACAAGACCAGGGAGCGAAUUUUCCACAAAUCUGAUGGCAGUACUAUGUUUGUGCCUAUGAUGGAGCAGACGGCAAAGUUCAAUUACAGUGAGUUCUCCACACCUGACGGCACUGGUUAUGAUGUCAUUGAGUUGCCAUAUCAUGGAGAGACUAUCAGCAUGCUGAUCGCUGCUCCCUUCCAAAAAGAUGUUCCCUUGUCUGCACUAACUCAGUCAGUCAGUAUGAAGCUUAUCAAUGAAUGGAAGAACAGUCUGAAGGAAGUACCACAGCAUUUCAUCCUCCCCAAGUUUGCACUGGAAAGUGAAAUUGACCUGGAAAAGUCUCUCACAGCUCUGGGAAUAAGCGACAUGUUCACUUUCAAAGCUAAUUUCGCUAAAAUCUCUAGGGAUGAACUUCUGUUUGUGUCAAAGGGUUUGCAGAAGGUGAAAAUUGAAGUUAAUGAAAGUGGAACCAAAGCAUCUGCAGCAACAGCUGCAAUUCUUUAUGCAAGAAUGGCUCCAAUUGAGAUUGUUAUGGACAGGCCGUUUCUGUUUGUGGUACGACACAACCCAACAGGUGUUAUUCUGUUUAUGGGCCAGGUCAUGGAACCUUAGAGAAGAACAUUCUUAUUGUAAUUAAUAUAUAUAUAAACUCGGGUAAAUGAAGAAUUGACAAAGGAUAAUCUGCAAAAGACUGAAGUGGAUCUAUGAAAGAAAGCAGAAAACUGUUACAUUCUGGAUUUUCAACCAUUGUUUCAGCCUCUACAAUAACAGGCGUGAGCAGAUCAACGCCCAGCCUGAUUAGUACCCAUUAUGAGAGUACUGUGAGAAGAACUUUUGUUUAAAACUGACUAUGGAGUAUUCAAAAAAAUGGCUACGGAGUUCAUCUGUUUGAAACAGUAACUUAUUUUUGCUAUUUUGCAAUAACUCAUUACCUCCUCAGCAUUUCAGAAGAGGCACAUUUUAUUGCCCUUGUUUCAAAGGGGCAUGUGUAAUUCUUCUUUAGAACUAGCAAUCCCAUCCUUUGUUUCCUGGUCCUGAUUAGCAGGGUCUGUCCCAUACCAUCCUUAUAUUCACCUGUGUUACAUUUGGGGGUUGGGGAAAUGUGGUAGGGGUAGCACUUGCAUAUCCUCAGAUUCUGAGGUUGCAAUACUCUGAGUAAAGCCAUAUGUACAAAGGUCCUUGGCUAGUAAACCAGUAGACCUUCCUGUAAACUUAACCUGUCAAUGUAGCCAACACUCUCUCUGUAUAAAUAAUGAAGUGGGGGUAUGUAUAGCGUAUUAAAAUCUAGCACCAUCUGACAGAGGAGAAAUGGCGUCUUAGUCUGUGGAUUUCAAAGAAUUAUAUUGAUUAUGGAUUCAGAUGAGGCUGGGCAUGUGCUCUAGGUGAUCCAAAGCAUUAGAAAUAAGGUAGUCUGACUGUAAUAAAUACAUACAUGUUUUAUGUAAGGGUUUGUAUUUAUAAGCCAUAAUAAAUACCCCGUGAAUGCCAAACCCUCUCAUUAUACAUUUUUCUGUAUGUAGGUAUAGCCUGAUGCCAAACAGGUCCAUGACCCUUAAUACAAUGAUGCGCCCUACUAGUGUUUAUGCCAUUGUUGUCUAUGUUUCCAUGAGAAGAAAACAUUACACUCAGAACAACCAGCAAGACAAUGUGCCCACUAAGCUAGAUGACCUUAAGGUAGAAACAUUCAAAUAAAUGCACCUUAAUAAAGCAAGACCUCUAAGCAUUGCAAAGACCCAUAUGACAUUGCUAUGAUCUGUCUGGAUGAGGGUACAAGAGUUUCAAAACAUUUAAGAAAGAAAACCAAGGUUAUUCUUUCUUUCUAGUAGUGUUUUCUUUUCUAUGUGUACCAGAUCAUGAAGUGUGGGCAGGGGCACAAAUAUAUGCAAUACACAGGCAACUACAGUAAGAGAUAGCCCAGAAUGACAUGGUUUGUAAAGUGUAUGACACUGAAAAGCCAGCCAUUAAUGGUUCUGCAAAGCAUGAAUACUGGAUAUCAGUUUCUCUCUCAUAUAAGCACAAUCCACUAAACAGGUUCUGAAAUUUUUUCAACUAAUUCCCCACUCCAUCGGGUCAGGCUUGAAAUGAAAUAAGUGUGUUUGAUUUCUGCUUAUGAGUAUUUGAAUUUUUCUCUUUAUGAAAUUAAUGCCAAACUAAGAAUUUUGUACCAGUGCUUUUUAAAUUAAAUCACAUCAGCAUAAACUAAUGGGCUUCUGCAGGGUGGGGUGUCUGCAUAUGGGUAUGAAUGACAGUAAUGUACCCAUAAAAGCUGUAAUACAUUAUGACCAAUGUGCAAUCCUUUCCUCCCAUGAAUCCCAACCCUAAUCACAGUUAAGGUCAUGAUAAAGUUAUACUAGAUAUUGCGUGCUUUAAUUUCUUUCUGUUUAUGAAAAACUAAUGGGUAAAAUUUCCUUUAAAAAUACCAGAAACAGUAUUGCACUAUCAAAUCUAGAAAUAAUAUAUUUUAUACAAAUAUGUGGUUAUAAAUAAUGUGUAUUUUUAUGUAUAAAACGUCAUUAAUGGUCUGACACUGGUAUAAGUGAGUGUGUGUGUGAAUGCUACAUAUGUCUGUGUUACUCUCUAUAAGCUGCUGCAUUUGUGUGUCCUUACCAUGUUGUCCAGUACUAUUUCUGUUUUGUUUUGAUUAUUAUACUGGCUGGAUGUCAAGGCUUGCAAAUUAAAGUCUGUGUAAGAAGUCUCAGUGUAAAAUAUGUAUUUUAUAAAAUGUAUAUUGUUUGUGAAAUAAUAAAAAGCAUCUUUUUUAUAA